AUGGGAAUCAAUUUAGGACUCGUUAGAGUUGUUAAGCUACUGUCACACUUGGGUAAUCCACAUGAGAAGCUAAGAGUACUUCACGUUGCCGGUACUAAUGGUAAAGGAUCAGUAUGCAGCUAUAUGGGUUCAGUUCUUGGAUCGAAAUUUAAAGUAGGACAAUUUAACAGUCCUCAUUUAAUACACAUCACAGACUCCAUAACCGUUAAUCGCCAGCCUAUCCCGACAAAUGUAUACAGCCGUAUUAGAAGUGAAUUGGAAUCGCUCAACGUCCAACUAUCUUUACAAUGUACAGAAUUCGAAAUACUAACUUGCACCGCAUUCAAAUAUUUUUAUGAUUCUCGUGUCGAUUGGUGUAUAUUGGAAGUUGGAUUGGGUGGUCGUUUAGAUGCGACUAACAUAGUUCCUGGCCAGUUGAAAUACGGUUGUGCAAUUACAAAGAUUGGAUUAGACCACGAGUCUUUCCUGGGUACUACAGUAGCUGAAAUUGCUGCUGAAAAGGCGGGAAUCGUUGUUCCUGGUGUACAACAAGCAGUUGUGGAUGGUACAAAUGACGAAGCUGCGUUAAAAGCGGUUAAAGAUCGUUGUGCCCAAACAGGUUGUAAAUUAACUAUCACGAACAGCGAGGAGGAUUCGAAGCUCAUCAAGACUGAUUCCUGGGGAGUAUUAGAACCUCGCAUCCCACUUAAUGGUGACUAUCAAAUCCAUAACCUUAGAGUAGCUAUGACGGUCCUCGACCAAUUGCAACAGAGAGGUGAAAUAAAUCUGGACAAAAAGCUCGCUUUAGAUGGACUUUCCAAAGUUCAAUGGCCUGGAAGACUACACAAGAUUGAAAUUGGGGGUUCGAAAGUCUUGUUAGACGGUGCUCAUAAUGGCAGUGCAGCGUUGGAAUUGGCAAAAUUCUUAAGACUGGAAUACGGUGAUCAACCGUUAACGUUAGUGAUUGCAGUGACAAACGGUAAGAAAUUGGACACACUUUUGACACCGUUGGUUCGCCCUCAAGAUCGUGUAAUUGUCACCAAGUUCAGCAAAGUGGAUGGAAUGCCCUGGAUCCAACCCAUGGACGUCGAGCAAUUGUCCCAGUACAUUAAAAAAACCUGUCCGGACGUACAAGAAGUUCCAGAUGUGGAUCAAGUAAUUAGAGGUCUCAAAAACGAAAAAAAUCCAAUUGUCAUUUGCGGUUCCCUGUAUCUAUGUGGUGAUAUUCUACGCAACCGCUAG
Molecule: messenger RNA, 1221 nt
Organism: Zygosaccharomyces rouxii
Lineage: Eukaryota; Fungi; Ascomycota; Saccharomycetes; Saccharomycetales; Saccharomycetaceae
Product: bifunctional folylpolyglutamate synthase/dihydrofolate synthase
Exons: 1
Coding region: 1-1221 (406 amino acids)
Biological process (GO): folic acid-containing compound biosynthetic process
Cellular component (GO): mitochondrion; cytoplasm; cytosol
Molecular function (GO): ATP binding; dihydrofolate synthase activity; tetrahydrofolylpolyglutamate synthase activity
Source: RefSeq, a predicted model, not a curated record